AUUUUGAAAUCACAUCGCGGAAGUAACCCUGGAAGAAAAGGUCCUCGCGAUUCCCCCACGUGUGCGCCACACUCUCAUGAUUGCGGUGAUGCAGACAAACAUGGGAGAGAUCGAGGACAGCAGCGUGAGACCCAAAGUUACCGAUGCUAAAGGCAUCCUCAAACAGAACCGACAGUUCCUGGAUUACUUCUGGGACAUCGCGAAACCCGCGCGAGAAAUCCGCCUCAAAGCGAUAGAGGACUUGAUUGAACACUUGAAGCAGAGCGAGAAGCCAGAUGAGUUGAAGUAUUCACUGAAGAGACUAGUGGACGGUCUUUCUCACACAAGAGAAGACGCUCGGUCUGGAUACAGUGUUGCACUCGCUCAGCUGCUGAGUGUAUUUGAGGAGAUCUCACUGAAAUCAACACUAGACAGCGUCAAAGAAAAGCACAACCUCCGUAAAGUCAAAAAGAAAUUAAUCAGAAAUGCAGCGUUUGGGAAUUUCUUCGGGGUGCUCGCCCUGUCUCAGUCCACACGUCUGCAUAAGGAGCCGCAGGUCAUGUUGGAGUGUGUGCAGCUCCUGCAGAGUCUGUCCCAUUACAGAGAACAUCUGAGAGACCUGCCCAGAAAAACCAUGGUCGACAUCCUGUCAGAGACGUCGAAGGAGGUGUUUGAAGAGGUGCUCCUUAGCGCCCUGCAGUCUGACCUGACCUCUGCACUCAACACCCCCGAGCAGCUAGAGCUCCUCCUGGUGGCCAUGCAGAAGUUUCCCUCUGUACUCAAACCCAAAAAACUCAAGAAACUAUUGGGAACCACAGCAGUCAUUACUAAAGAGAACAUGCCAAAGCUGGUGGAGGUUUUAAAGAUGGCUGCUCGCUCUGUGAAGAAGGACAACAUUCUGCCCCCGGUCGCGUUUGACUUGUUACAGGCUUCUCUGCGGGAGGACAACUUCGAGAUGUUCUGGAAUGAAGCCAUUAUCAAAGGCAUGCUGUCAGAGAUGCCUGGUCCCACACAUUAUUUGAGUUUCCGGUUGUUGGGAGCAUCUCUGCCGCUGCUGUCAGUCCCUCAGCUUGAGUUUGUCCUGUCCGGUGAUGUGAUAAGAUACUACGGUCAACACAUGCUGUCCGCACAGUUGGCAGACCGAUUCAAGUUUGCUCCAGAAAUGGAGAAGUACGUGAGUGAGUUCAUGCAGAGCUGCGCUGACCCUGACAAACAGCUCGCCGUGGUGCUCUGCUUCACUCAGCUCACUAACCAGGGCUACCCCGUGGUCCCGUCCUCCUGGAAGGAUCUGGAGCACAUGGAUCUGUCAGCGCUGCAGCAGUACGUGGAGUGGCUGAUGGAGGCCUUCUGCAAGCCACAGCUGGAGAAGUGCCUGGACUUCAGCACACGCAGACAGAAAGGAAAUCAAGAGUCUGAAGUAGAGAGUGACAGCUGUGUUGCCAGGUUUCGUAAAUGGAUCGUUCCACGCCUCUGUUUCAUUGUGGAAAACCAUCAGAUUAAGAAAGAGGAGGUUCUUGUCAUGAAAAUGGCUAGGUUUAUUUUCUUCCACGCCUUCUUUGAUGUGAAGAAACCCACUCCAGAAAUCCCUGAGACGGUGCAGGCUCUCUCGGUGCCCAUAGAUCAACAAACACGAGCCUCCAUCUCUUCAGCCUUCUACGGUCUUCUGCAGGGCCUGAACUCAAUGGUUGUGUUGGGAGAUUCUGCUGAGGCGGAGAAGCUGAACUCCAGGAGGAUUCUGGGUGUUAAAGCUGAUGGAAGCAUGUGGAUCUACUGUCUGGUCCAGUACGCCACCAUGCUGCUCAACCAGAGCAAAUACGUCCAGAGCGUUCAGACCUUCAGUUCAGAGCAGAGGCAGGGCUGGGACAGUAUGCUGGAAUCAGUGGAGGCCUUGAAGAAAAAAGCAAAGAAGUCGUCUUCCCCUGAACACACAGCAUUUCAGCACCUCUUCCUUCUCGUUGGGAUUCAGAUGUUCAAGGCUCCAGAUGAAAGUUUGGAGCUGUUGAAUGAUUUGCGGACCUGUGUGGAGAAAGCUCAGGCUAAGAAAUCUAAAAAGAAGAAAGCGAAUGGCAAGAGCUGUGAUGAGGAGCCGCACUGGGUGGAGGUGGUUGUUGAGAUCCUGCUGUCGCUCCUGUCUCAGCCCAGUCGACUCUUUCGCAGUGUGUGUAAAUCUGUGUUUAGUCGUAUCUGUCCUCACCUCACACAAGAAGCUCUCAGCUCCAUCCUGAACGUCCUAGACCCCAACAAGGAUGAGGAUGAAAGCGGCGUUAUGGUGACUGAUGAGAAGGUGAAAGAAAAAAAGAGAAAACAUAAAGAGGAGGAAGAGCAAGAUGAUGAACAAGGUGAUGAGGAGGAUGAAGAGGGUUCUGAUUCCUCUUCCUCUGAUGAUGAUGAGGAGGAGGAUGAAGCCAUGGAGGAAGGAGAAGAUGUGGAUCAGAACUUCCGUUUGGAUUUGAUGAAGGUUCUGCAGGGUCAGAACGCUCUGGCCACUGAAGAGGAUGGCAGCGAUGAAGAGGAACUGGAUGAUGCUGCCAUGAUGAAGCUGGACGGAAGCCUGGCUACUCUCUUCCUGGAGCAGAAGAAAAAGAUCCAAGCCAAAAAAGACGAGAAGGACAGAAUGCGCAAAGAAAAGGUCCUCGUUCGGGACUUCAAGAUUAAAGUACUGGACAUGGUGGAGAUGUUCUUGAGCAAACAGGGGAGCAGUGCUCUGGUUCUUGGGAUGGUGGAACCGCUGCUUGGCGUGAUCGAGAACGGGAUGAGCUCCGAAACCAGCCAACAGGAGCAGGACUUCCUGCGCAAGGCUGCAGACAUCUUCAGGAAUCGACUCUGUCGUGCGAAGUAUUACUGCAGGGAAAUCGACGGACGGGAGGUGGAGCUUCAUGAAAUGCUUGAGCGUCUGAUUGGUCGAGCCCAGAAACUGACAGACUCGUCUGUGUCUCUGUACUACUUCAGUGCUGCUCUCUAUGUGCUGAAGGUGUUAAGAGGCGUUGUGAGUGAACAGGACUCAGCAAACGCACCGUCAACUCCGGCAGAGCUAAGGCUAAUGGGUAAAGUGGAUGUUGAGAGGGUCACGACUUGCUUCAGAAAUGCGUUGACAUCUUUCAUGACGAAGAGGAAAAGCCCUCUCACUGGAGCCAUGUUCAUCGACCUCUUCAGCAGAUUCCCUGUGCUGUGUGUGAACCUCCUGGACACGGCUGUGGAGAACAUCACUGCUGGAGUGAGGGAACAUCAGCAGGGUCAGGCAUGUCUCAUGGUGCUCAGGGCCCUGCAGUCUAAAGACGUGAAGAACCUGAUGUCUGAUGCCCAGGGAACUGAGCUGUAUCAGAAAGUUGUGGACCAACUCUCCAAGAGUUUUGAAGAUGUACAGUGUAAGAAUAAAACGGUUCGUGAGAAGAUAGUCAAGGCGCUAGAGCUCUGUCAGCAUCUUGUCAGAUCCGUUCACAAUCAGAAGAUGCCGGUUAAUCUGGAGCUCCUUCAGAAAGUUCUCAAGUCCAUGAACACUGAAGGAAGCCUCCAGAAACCAGGACAGCUGGAGGACACGUACUGGAGCGUGAUGAAGUCAUUUGGCAUUCUAAAGCCAAAGAUUGAAAAGGUGAAGAAAGUUGUAGAGGCAGAGCAGACAGAAGAGACCACAAAGAAGAAUAAGAAGAAGGGGUUCCUUCCUGAGUCGAAGAAACGCAAGAACCGUAAGAAGCCCACGGUCCUGGAGGGAAAAGAGACGCCAGCCUCCACAGAAACUGCUGAAGGAGCGUCAGCGGCAUCAGGAAAGAAGAACAAGAAGAAAAACAAGAAGAGGAAACAGCAGGGAGGAGAAGUACAAGAGACACAAAAUCAGCCAGCCAUGAAGAAAGCCAAAACACCGCCGCAACAAAACAAGAAAAAGAAAGGAAGACAGCAGGAAGCUGAUGGGAAAUAAUUGGACAAUAUGAUGUAACUGAACACAGGACUGAUUACAGAAGUUAUUCUGUAGAGGGUUGCUGUUUGUCCUCUGCAGCCCUAACUCUGAGCCUGGCCUUCAGAAAUCUGCUGAUUUCAAGAAGAGCCAUUCUGUUCAGAGAAAUUAGCCAAUGUGAAGAGAGAAACUCUUAUUGUUUCAGAGAUUUGUUUUAGUUGCCUGUUUGUGAUUACUUGCAUGAGACAAUUUUUGUAAAAGCAAUAGAUGAAAUACUAAAAGGUGUUUUAUUCGUAA
Messenger RNA from Onychostoma macrolepis, 4165 nucleotides. RefSeq names its product MYB binding protein (P160) 1a (gene mybbp1a). Gene Ontology annotation, biological process: regulation of DNA-templated transcription. Gene Ontology annotation, cellular component: nucleolus. The coding region runs from base 77 to 3892 and encodes 1271 amino acids. The record is from RefSeq and is a predicted model, not a curated record. Lineage: Eukaryota; Metazoa; Chordata; Actinopteri; Cypriniformes; Cyprinidae. The transcript has 27 exons. Gene Ontology annotation, molecular function: sequence-specific DNA binding; transcription corepressor activity; transcription factor binding.